AUGUCGGCUGAAGAAGAAUUCAAUCCUGCCCCGAACCCUAACGGCGUCGCCGCAGUCACGCCAAGGCAUAUCAAGGAUUUCUACACGCCACGUAAUGCUGAAGUCGGUCAAGAUCAGGGGCAUCAACAUGUUGCAGACGUCGAUGCCAAUGACGAGCAGAAUUUAGAUGCUGAAGCUAAUGCCAAUGAUGAUACUCAGGCUGCUCCAGGAGAUGAUACUCAGGCUCCGGGAGAUGAUGUUGAAGAUCAGGGGCAUCAACAAGAAGAUGAGAUGUCGACUAUUUUUUAUCCUAGAACAUGGGAAUGUCUUGACAAUAGGAAAAGAGACAUCUUAAUUGAGAAAGGGCCUGUGCGAGAACUGAAUCUACAAUUCCCAAAAGAUCCUACUGCCAGACAUUUUUCUUAUGCUUACUAUUCCAGAAAUUUAUAUAAUGGUGAGAUUGUUGACAGAAAGUGGUUGGUUUAUUCUAAACAUGUGGACAAGGUUUAUUGUUUUUGCUGCAAGUUAUUUAAAUCAAAUCAGAACAAGUCUCAUUUAGCAUCCGAUGGAGUCAGGGAUUGGAAGCAUCUCAGUGAGAAACUGAAAACACAUGAGAACAGUGAGGAGUAUUUGACAUGCAUGAGUACAUGGAACGAGCUUUGGCUUAGAUUAAGCAAAAAUAAAACAAUUGAUGAUGAGAUGCAACGGGAAAUUGCAAAGGAAAAGGAGCGUUGGAGGCAGGUCCUGGUAAGAAUAGUCUCUAUUGUGAAGUUUCUUGCUAAGCAAAAUCUAGCAUUUCGAGGAGCAAAUGAAAAAAUAUAUCAACGUAACAAUGGUAAUUUUCUAGCCACGGUUGAAAUGAUUGCUGAAUUUGAUCCUGUGAUGCAAGGACAUAUUAGGCGCAUUCAAAGUGCAGAAAUUCAUCAUCAUUAUCUUGGCCAUAAUAUCCAGAAUGAGUUAAUUCAAGUUCUUGCUGAUGCUGUGAAAAAUCAUAUCUUAAAGAUUGUCAAAGAUGCCAAGUAUUUUUCCAUUAUUUGGAUUGUACCCCAGAUGUGA
This is a messenger RNA of Striga hermonthica, 1035 nucleotides long. NCBI's taxonomy places the organism in Eukaryota, Viridiplantae, Streptophyta, Magnoliopsida, Lamiales, Orobanchaceae. The record is from the annotation of a GenBank genome assembly.